AUGGAGGCUCCUCUAAGCCCCCCAACUCCGUCGCCGGCGCCCAACCUGUCCUUACCCAUCUCGCUGGAUUGGGCUCUCAACUUGACUUCCUCGGAGCAGGAGGCCCAGGUCCCCGGGGCACCGCCGCCGCCAGAGCCGCCGCCGGAGCCGCCCAGUCGCCGCGUCCGCCUGGUCCUCCUGGGGGUCAUCCUGGUGGUGGCGGUGGCUGGCAACACCACGGUACUUUGCCGCCUGUGCGGCGGCGGUGGGCCCUGGAUGGGUCCCAAGCGUCGCAAGAUGGACUUUCUGCUGGUGCAGCUAGCCCUGGCCGACCUGUACGCGAGUGGGGGCACUGUGCUGUCGCAGCUGGCCUGGGAGCUACUGGGCGAACCCCGGAGGGCUGUGGGCGACGUGGCUUGUGGCUUCGUGCAGCUGCUGCAGGUAUCAGGGCGGGGCGCCUCGGCCCACCUCGUGGCACUCAUUGCCCUCGAGCGCCAGCGCGCGGUGCGCGGUCCUAGGCACCCGCAGCUGCCCGCGCGCGCCCUCGCCGGCCUCGGCUGGCUGCUGGCUCUGCUGCUGGCUCUGCCCCCCGCCUUCGUGGUGCGUGGAGGCGUCCCCUCGCCACCACCCGCCGCGACCCCUGCCGUCCGCACCUGGUUCGCGGAACGUAGCUGCCGUGGCAUCUUCACUGCCCUGCCGCGCUGGCACCUGCAGAUCUACGCGCUCUAUGAGGCCGUCGCGGGUUUCGCGGCGCCGGUCGCGGUCAUGGGCAUCGCUUGCAGCCGCCUGCUCCGCGCCUGGUGGCAGCGCCCUCCCGAGGCCCCCUCGGCAGAGGCGCCCUGGCCUGCCAACUUGGGCCGAGCCCCCGCGCCUAAUGCGCUGCCCCGAGCUAAAGUGCAGAGUCUGAAAAUGAGCCUGGUGUUGGCGCUGCUGUUCGUGGGCUGCGAGCUGCCCUACUUCGCAGCCCAGCUGGCGACCGCGUGGUCGUCCGGACCGGUGGGAGACUGGGCGACCGGGUAUCUGGCAGUGACUCUGCGACUCGUAGGGGUGGUCAGCAGCGCUCUCAAUCCCUUCGUCUACCUCUUCUUCCAGGCAGGCGACUGCCAACUACGGCGGCAACUACGGAGGCGCCUGGGCACUGUCUGCUGCGCGGUAGAGGGAGUCACAGAGGACGAAGAGGGGGCGCGGGGCCAUCAGGCGCUGCACCGCCAUCGGUGGCCUCAACCCCAUUAUCACCACGCUCGGGAACAGCCGGAGGAGAACUGCUUGCGCCCACCCCCGCCGCGCCCGCGGGUGCUGCCUUGCUCCUGCGAAAGCGCCUUCUAG
Molecule: messenger RNA, 1305 nt
Organism: Talpa occidentalis (Iberian mole)
Lineage: Eukaryota; Metazoa; Chordata; Mammalia; Eulipotyphla; Talpidae
Gene: GPR150
Product: G protein-coupled receptor 150
Biological process (GO): G protein-coupled receptor signaling pathway
Cellular component (GO): membrane
Molecular function (GO): G protein-coupled receptor activity; peptide binding
Source: RefSeq, a predicted model, not a curated record